AUGUAUUCUGCCAAAGAGCCUGCAUUUAAUAUGGCCACGAAAACGGGCUCCCCCCCUCCGCCAGAGGAGAGCGAGAUGGCGGCAGAGCUCAGCAACUUUGUGCCCGGCUCCCCAGAGGAGAAGAGACUCGUGCGCAAAAUUGAUCUCUAUUUGAUGCCCAUUCUAUGGAUCAAAUACGUGUUCAACUACAUAGACAGGACCAAUAUUGGAAAUGCGAAAAUCGCCGGCAUGCAGCACGACUUGAACCUGACUGACGACGGAUACGCCUGGGUUCUCUCCAUCUUCUUCUUCGGCUACCUCAUCUGCGAGGUCCCCUCCAACAUGAUUCUCAGCCGCAGCAGGCCGUCCGUCUUCCUGCCCACCAUUAUGCUUGUCUGGGGCGCGCUGAGCGCCAGCAUGGCCGCGGCCCAGAGCUACGGCGCGCUGCUCGCCUUUCGCUUCGUCCUCGGCUGUCUCGAGUCCGGCUUCUUCCCCGGCGUCCUGUACAUGCUGAGCUGCUGGUACACGAGGGCGGAGCUCGGCAAGCGCUACGCCAUCUUUUACACCGCGGCCGUCUUGUCGGGGGCCUUUGGCGGCAUCCUCGCGGGUGCCAUCACCUCCAAUCUGCAUGACGCCCACGGCAUCGCGGGGUGGCGCUGGCUCUUCAUCAUCGAGGGCGUCGCGACUAUCGCCGUGGCGUGCGUCUCGUACUUUAUCCUUUUGGACUACCCGUCUACCUCAGCGAAGCUGACAGCGGAAGAAAGUAAGCUGUCAGCUCUCCGAAUCAUGCACGACGGCAUCGCAAAUGGCGGCCUGGGAGAGCGUCGGUUGUCACACUGGCGGGCUUUUAUGGCUGCAGUCUCUGACCCUCGCACGUACAUGUUCAUGGUACUCGUUAUGCUCGACCUUGGCGCCGGCACCAUAUCCUACUUUAUCCCGACUAUAACGCUCACACUGGGCUACGAUACUGUCAAAGCCCAGUACAUGACGGUGCCUAUCUAUGUUAUUGCUGCAGUGUGCCUGAAUAUCAUUGCUUGGUCCUCUGACCGGUAUGCUGAGCGUCGCUGGCACAUUGCCGGCGCGCUCGCUAUUGGCUUCAUUGGUAGUGUCGUUUGUGUCGCUGUGAACGAUGCAGUCGUUCGAUACGUCAUGAUUUGCUUCGUCGCUAUUGGAAUCUGGUCUGCCUUGCCACUGAUCCUGUCCUGGACCAGCGGUGUGAUCGGCCUGCCACCGGAAAAGCGCGCGAUUGUACUGGCUCUUGUCAAUGCAUUUGGCAACUUCUCCAGCGUCUAUGGCAGCCGCAUCUGGCCUAAGAGUGACUCGCCAGGCUAUCACAUUGGGUUCGGUGUGACUGCAGGCUUUCUCGGGGCAGGCAUGGUUCUGGCUGUGCUGAUACCCGUACUUUGCCAGUUAUGCCAAGCGUGGACUCGGACAGAUUCGACGAAUGAUGAGGAGGAGGAGGCCAAAGCAUAA
This is a messenger RNA of Akanthomyces muscarius, 1452 nucleotides long. RefSeq lists its product as uncharacterized. Lineage: Eukaryota; Fungi; Ascomycota; Sordariomycetes; Hypocreales; Cordycipitaceae. Gene Ontology annotation, molecular function: transmembrane transporter activity. The transcript has 2 exons. Gene Ontology annotation, cellular component: membrane. The record is from RefSeq and is a predicted model, not a curated record. The coding region runs from base 1 to 1452 and encodes 483 amino acids. Gene Ontology annotation, biological process: transmembrane transport.